Molecule: messenger RNA, 3119 nt
Organism: Trematomus bernacchii (emerald rockcod)
Lineage: Eukaryota; Metazoa; Chordata; Actinopteri; Perciformes; Nototheniidae
Gene: prkcda
Product: protein kinase C, delta a
Exons: 18
Coding region: 169-2223 (684 amino acids)
Biological process (GO): protein phosphorylation
Molecular function (GO): diacylglycerol-dependent serine/threonine kinase activity; ATP binding
Source: RefSeq, a predicted model, not a curated record
GGUAAACGUCACAGUUUGCCGAGAAAGCCUCUGCGGGCGCGCACACACACUUCCUCAAUCCCCGGAAUCACAGAGCGAUAAACGAGAGGAAGAGAGAGAGAGCACAUUUCGUCGUGCUGCGGCGAUAAAGACAGCCCCGAGUUUGAGGUGACCUUGGUAGUCGUCACCAUGGCUCCUUUCUUGAGGAUCGCCUUCAAUGCUUACGACUUGGGCGUCCUUCCUCCUCUGGCCGACCCGCCUUUCUGUGCCAUCAAGUUGAAGGAAGCUCUGACAACCGAACGAGGUAAGACCCUGUUACAGCGGAAACCCACCAUGUACCCGGCUUGGAAAGCCUUUUUUGAUGCCCACAUCUACGAGGGUCGUGUGCUGGAGAUACUGCUGAUGAAGACAGCAGAGGAGCCGCUGGCUGAGGUCACCGUGGGAGUGUCUGUCCUUGCUGAGCGCUGUAAGAAAGCCAACGGGCGCGCUGAAUUCUGGGUGGAUCUUCAUCCUUCUGGUAAAGUGAUGAUGGCAGUGCAGUAUUUCCUGGAGGAAGUGGAUUCAGAGAGUAAGGAGGCUGCCAAGGAUGAAGAGGGUCCUACACUGCAUCGCAGACGUGGGGCCAUCAAACAGGCCAAGGUCCACUUAAUAAAGAACCAUGAGUUCAGCGCCACGUUCUUCAGACAGCCCACUUUCUGCUCUGUGUGUCGAGAAUUUGUCUGGGGACUCAACAAGCAAGGCUAUAAAUGCAGACAGUGCAAUGCAGCCAUCCACAAGAAAUGCAUAGACAAAAUCAUCGGCAGAUGUACCGGUACUGCUGCCAACAGUCGGGAUACUUUGUUCCAGAAGGAGCGCUUUAAAAUUGACAUGCCCCACCGUUUCAAGAACCAUAACUACAUGAGUCCCACCUUUUGCGACCACUGUGGAAGUCUGCUGUGGGGUCUUGUCAAACAAGGACUCAAGUGUGAAGAUUGUGCCAUGAAUGUCCAUCACAAGUGUCAGGAUAAGGUGGCCAACCUCUGUGGUAUCAACCAGAAACUACUAGCUGAGGCACUUACACAAGUCAGCCAGAAAUCGUCCACAAGACGUUCAGAUCCAAACCUGGCUGACCUCUCUGAUAUUGGAAUCUACGAUGAAGUUAACAAGCUUUCUGGACUGGAUAUCAAUGAUGGAUCUCCCUAUGGCAGAUUGUGGGAGGACUCCAACCCACGGCCUCAGUCUCGUAUUACCCAUUUGACGCGCAUCAAUGUUGACGACUUCGUUUUCCACAAGGUCCUGGGAAAAGGCAGCUUUGGAAAGGUUCUCCUGGCAGAGCUGAAGGGUCGUGGCGAGUACUUUGCAGUGAAGGCUCUGAAGAAAGAUGUCGUGCUGAUGGAUGACGAUGUGGAGUGCACUAUGGUUGAGAAGAGGGUCUUGGCAUUAGCCUGGGAAAACCCCUUCCUCACACACCUUUACUCCACCUUCCAUACCAAGGAGCAUCUGUUCUUUGUGAUGGAGUAUCUGAACGGAGGAGACCUGAUGUUUCACAUUCAGGAGAAAGGCCGCUUUGAACUCUACAGAUCCAUGUUCUACUCUGCUGAGAUCAUCUGUGGUCUUCAGUUCUUACACACCAAAGGGAUCAUCUACAGAGAUCUUAAAUUAGACAAUGUGAUGCUGGAUCAUGAGGGACACAUAAAAAUCGCCGACUUCGGCAUGUGCAAGGAGAACGUGUUUGGAGAGAAUCGUGCUACAACUUUCUGCGGUACUCCUGACUACAUCGCCCCAGAGAUCCUGCUGGGACAGAAAUACUCAUUCUCCGUGGACUGGUGGUCGUUUGGGGUGUUGCUGUACGAAAUGCUGGUCGGUCAGUCGCCUUUCCAUGGAGAUGACGAGGAUGAGCUGUUUGAGUCCAUCCGCAUGGACACCCCCCACUUUCCACGCUGGAUCAACAAGGAGGCCAAGGACCUGCUUGAGCGGUUGUUCGAGAGAGACCCAACUUGCAGAUUAGGAAUCGUGGGUAAUAUCCGACUACACCCCUUCUUCAAGACCAUCAACUGGCAGGCCUUAGAGAAGAGAGAGAUUGAACCCCCCUUCAAACCCAAAGUGAAAGCACCGAAUGAUUGCAGCAACUUUGACCGGGAGUUCCUCAGCGAGAAGCCUCGUCUCUCCUACAGCGAUAAGAACUUCAUAGACUCCAUGGAUCAGGCGGCAUUCGCUGGCUUUUCAUUCAUCAACGCUAGGAUGGAGCAACUUUUAGAAAAGUGACGUUGCGAUGACAUUUGACAGACCUGGGUAACAUCUCUCCUGCUUACGAGCAUUCCCCUUGUUCUGUCACAUAGUUAAGAUUACAGUGAGCUGUUCCACAAUCAGUAUUUCUGUGACCUUGUUUUAAGCACAAACUAUUCUCCUUGGGUACGUGUAGAAAUAAUGAGAGUAGAAGCGGGGCCCUUUUACUGUACAUAUUGAUGUUAUUGUGUUUGUGUGCAUGUUUAUUAUAUGUCUAGUUCGUUUUAAGCCUUUUUGAGUAAUAAUAUGAGCAAUAUAAGGAUUUCAAAGACAAGAGUUCAGUUCAAUCUCCUGCCCUUGAAAUCCUUACCUGGCACUUGACAUCAGCGUUAUCAUCUGCAGCCAUUGUGUGUUCCUUUUUGGUAACAGUUCAUUCAACCAGAAUGGGAAUAAAUAUGUAUUUGAGGGAUAGAAACCUAUAGGAAUAAAUUAUACUGUUUACUUAAAAUGUAGAUAUUUUUUGUGUGAAUGAGUUGAGUGCAUGUAUACAAAUCUCAGAGCAACCAAACCCUGUUAAUCUAUACAUACAGAUUAAUGAUGAUUGUUAUCUAUUUUGUCUUUGACUGGAUUAAUCACGUCUUAAUGACAAGAAGAACUUGUGAGGGUAGACUCUCCAGUGCCAUGUAAAGAACACAUUUUAACAGCUGGUCUCAGAUGAGUUGAAAGCCCUGUCAUUGUAGGGGGGCUGCAGUCGGGUACAAAAGGUCAAGUAAAGGUACGUGACUUCAAACAAUGAGUGGGGAGUCAUUUAAAUGCUGUAAAUAGACAAUGUAUAUGUAUAUUGCUGUAACAUGUAUAUUGGUUCUCUUAAGGAUGUCCUUUUUUUUUACUGUCUCCAUCUUUUACAUCUGAUUAAAAAAACAAUCAACUCCCAA